UCAAAAAUCGCGUGACGUCAUUUAUGGACGGCCCCUUAUGUGUCUGACUCAACGCAUCAUCUAUAAAAUAUAUUACUUUGUAAGUCAAAAGUGGUCCUAUGGAUAGACUCGGACCCCCCCCCCCCCCGAAUGGAAACGUGAAAAUUCCACCACUGGCUCAUGGGUGUAAACAGAUGAGCACCGCCUAAAUAGGCGGUGCUCAUCUGACUGGCGUCGUGAAGUGUGUCCCAUAUAACCCACACAAACUGCACGAUGUGCUAAGGCCCUCAUCCAGCAGUGACACGCACAAAAAAACACAUUCGUCAAUAACACUGCUGUAAAAAUAACAAAAUAUAUGUUCGGCGACGUUUCGGGCAAUGCCCCUUCAAAGCAAUUGAACCUUCAUAGCAUCGACAGCACAUGGCGAAUAACACGUGCAGGGUUCACUGUGGAGAUCCGGGAAGCUAGCAGCGCAUUUUACUGUUGCACAUUCGCUCGUUACUCGGCGCAACGUGUACGGCCACUUAAUAUUUUCGCCCUUAAAUACAUUCAGAAAAUUAAACUUAUUCAAUCGAAAUCAAACUGUGAGAUUGUAAUAUUACUACGCGCUGGAUAUAUUUGUCAAAUGCUAAAGUUAUUUUUUUUUAAUUAAAUGAACUUGCCUCCCGCUCAGCCGGCGCGCUCAUUCACCGCUAUUUAAACAAUACGGGAAGUUGCCCAGUACUCCCAUCACCACACAACUCAAAUACAUCUUCCUGAAUUACCAACGGUACGGACGCGCAUCAUUCUAUCAUUUAGCGCAGCCAUCAGCAAGCGGCGCCCGAAUUUAACAUGUCUCGUCCCUGACCCCGACCCGGCACCUCUACGGCCCGCUGAUCUUCAACCGAGAGGCUUCGGGCUGGAGAUCCAGGCGAGGUCGGUCGUGCGGCGGGACUCCGUCGGCGCUACCCAGAGGGAAGGAAGCGACGGCACCCGGCAAGGAUGGCUUUUGCGACCUCUGCGCUCGUCCUGCUGACAUUCUGGGCGCUCGUGUCUGCCUUGGACGCGCUGAUCAGGGCGAGCUGGCUGGGUACGCGGUACGAGCAUUGGAUGACAACGCACAGCGUGGCCGUGUCGCCCGGGCACGUGCGUUGGACCAGCACGAUACUCAACCGGGCCUUCUUGCGAGCCGGACACUGGCGCCCUCGACUGCUGCACAUCUGGUUCACGGCGGGGCUGGUGUUUGGGCUGGCCGGGAUGGUGCUGUCCGUGGUGCUGCUCACCAGCAACCUCGCCAGCAUGCUGAGGCUCCUGCUUUUCCCGGCGGCAGCCCAGCAACAGCAGCAGCAGCAGCAGCAGGUCCUGCAAGUCAUUGUACCAGGUGUGAACUUGCCGCUGUCUCAAGCCUCUUACUUCUUCCUCGCCGUGUUGCUGAGCGGCGUCGUGCACGAAUUCGGCCACGCCGUGGCGGCAGUCAAGGAGCAGGUUCGCGUCAACGGCUUCGGCUGUUUCCUGUUCGUCCUCUACCCCGGAGCCUUCGUGGAGCUGCACACUCCGCACCUGCAGCUCGCCUCCCCCAGCCAGCAGCUGCGCAUAUUCUGCGCGGGUGUUUGGCACAACUUUGUGCUGGUGGUGGUGGCCGCGCUGGCGCUGCUGCUCAUGCCCUGGGCGCUGGCGCUGUUCUACCGGACCGGCGCCGGGGCCCUCGUCACGGCCGUGGUUGAGGACUCUGGUGUGGGCGGCGGGCUGGGCCUGCGCGUGGGCGACGUGGUCACGACGGUGGGCGAGUGCAGCGUGGCCGGAGCCGCGCGCUGGGCCGGCUGCCUGGUAGAGGAGGCGGCCAGACCGCCGCAGGGCUUCUGCCUGUCGAGCGCCGGCCUGCACCUCCUGCUGCUGCAGCGGCCCGCAUCUGUGUACCGCCGGGAAGACGGGAGCGUUGAGUGCUGUCGGAACGGCAGCGAGACCGACCUCUGCUUCUCCUACUCCUACUCCUCUUCCAACGCGAAGGAUUACACCACGAAGUACGCGUGCCUGUCGGUGCGCAGGGUGCUGGGCGAGAGCCGGGCGUGCGGGAGCAAUGCGGAUUGCCGGGGAGCGGCGGCGGCGGCGGCGGCGGCGGCCGGAGGAGAGGGCGGCGGUGGCGGCGACGCCGGCGCGCUGUGCGUGUGUCCGGCGCUGGGGAACGGCACGCGGCUACUGCGCGUGGUGCACGCGCCGCGACCCCACACGCUCUACGUGGGGCACCCCCUGCAGCCGCUCUACUCGGUCACGAUGAGCGACUACGUCCCGAGAUUCACCUUCCUCUCCAUACACCUGCCUCCCAUGCUGGAAACUUUCUGCAAGUACCUGGUGUCGCUGUCGGGAGCGCUGGCGCUGGUGAACUCAGUCCCAUGCUUCGCCCUCGACGGACAGUGGAUCCUGACGGCGCUGCUGGAGCUGGUGCUGACGGGGCACGAACGCGUCGCCUCCUUGGUGCUGCUGGGUGGCACCGCCCUGCUGGCAGGCAACGUGUGCCUGGGGAUGUGGACGUUGGUCGUCGGGCAAAUGUAACCGGCGCCGCCAAAGGCGGCGGCGACGACUGGGCGCCGCGGUGGCGAGAUGUUUACCGCCUCGCCUGCUGUACAGGAGGUCGUGGGGACGAUCCCGACCCUGACGCCUGCUGUAUAUUAGGAGUUUGCGUGUCUCUCUCCCCGCGGUCGCGUGGAUUUUUCCUCCGGUUUUCCCAUCCACAUGCGGGCUCCAACGUGCGUCGAGAGUAUUUGGCUGCUGUAAAUUUCCACGCGAUGAGCCCUCUCCGUUGAGCUGCCAUCUGCGAUCGCCAGGUCGCUUCUGAAAUGGAGCUGCACAGCUCAGUGGGGCCUUACCUGGUCGAAUUAAAAACAGCGGCCGUGAAGCGGCGCUCGCGGCGGCAGCGACCGACGGUGCCGCGGGGCUCGCGACGCGCAGGUGAGCCGUCGUGUAUUUUUAUUCUCUUUAUUUAAAGGGGGCUUGUUGCGUAAUGAAGAAAAAAAUUUCAACGGGUCGCGUCGAUGACACUGUGGCUUUUGCAAGGAAUGACAAGGCGUGCGAUGAGCGGCGUUUCGCAGGCAACGGGGCGUUCUCCGUAGCGCGGUGCGAAGCGCCGACGUGCGCGGAGACUUCGGAGGUCUCGCCGUGGCCAGAACUGUUGAUGCAAAUCCCAGGGCUUAGAUGGUCAUGGAACACUUUCUGCGCCAGCCCCCUCCCCCGUGCCUCCCGCGGAAAACGGAAUGGCUUGGGUGGAGAUGAACGCGGGAGCAAGGAAAUAUUUUUCACAGCUCAGCCUCGGACAGCUCCUCUGUUGAACUUCAGCCGCCGAUGGCCACCACACCUCGGCAAUACGUUCUCGCCCUCUGGUCAGAUCCCACAGCUGCAGCGGGCACAGGAGAUACGCGGCGACCUCUCAUGUUCCCGCCCUAAGUGUACCCCACCAUCUGGUCUCAGGGUCUUCUCUUUCCCCUUGGUCAUAAAGACGACUUUUCACACAAAAAAUGCGUUUUCAUUCUAUUCCUCCCCAAUUAUUUGAGGCCCACGCACGAUCACAUUUUUUUGUCGUUCGCGUUAGGCCACGUAAACGGAUCUGGCCAAAUUCGUGUUGUAUGAAACCCCUCCAGCACAGCGGGCCAAACGGAAGAACAUUUCUACGUGGGUGUACGAGCGUCGGAAGUGAACGACGUGCCAAUAUUCUUGAUCGUUUCAGCUCGCUCACUGGCGGCGAGCUGAAGAAUGAUUCUCACAGCCACGCGGGCUAAGACCUUUUGGCGCUUGCUGGACGCGUCUGGCUGGAUGUUCGAAGGCGUGUUUACCCCCAAGAGGAAAAUCAUCUGGUGACUUUGACAGAUGUGUCGUUUUUAAUCGGAACGAUUUUUUCUUCUUUUUACAAUGACAAUAAAGUUGCAAAAACGUUUCGCAGC
This is a messenger RNA of Petromyzon marinus (sea lamprey), 3890 nucleotides long. It is a transcript of the gene MBTPS2, whose product is annotated as membrane bound transcription factor peptidase, site 2. Gene Ontology annotation, biological process: regulation of response to endoplasmic reticulum stress; membrane protein intracellular domain proteolysis. Lineage: Eukaryota; Metazoa; Chordata; Hyperoartia; Petromyzontiformes; Petromyzontidae. The record is from RefSeq and is a predicted model, not a curated record. Gene Ontology annotation, cellular component: membrane; cytoplasm. Gene Ontology annotation, molecular function: metalloendopeptidase activity.